Etheostoma cragini (Arkansas darter) is the source of this 1976-nucleotide messenger RNA. RefSeq lists its product as uncharacterized. Lineage: Eukaryota; Metazoa; Chordata; Actinopteri; Perciformes; Percidae. The transcript is spliced from 2 exons. The coding region runs from base 187 to 975 and encodes 262 amino acids. The record is from RefSeq and is a predicted model, not a curated record.
GACACUUCCCCCCUCCUGACGUCAGCUGGAUGUGUGAUUUUUCCUUCCCAUCCCCGCCUCAAACUGAAGCAUUUACAUAUCAGCUCUUCAGAAGCAACUUGAGGCUCAGUAAUGUGUACCUAAACACCCACAUGUCCUCACAUGAACAUCAAUCAAUAUGCUGCCUGAGACUGUCCUCCAGCAGUGAUGUCUGCCUUCACCCCUCCCACCCCUCUCGUUUGUGUGCUGCUGUGUGUGUCGGUGGCUCUGCAUCGCUCUGACCUGCGUCUGGCUUACGUGACCCACAACAGCUUUUUCUACUACUCAUGCAGCCAGGAUCCGCAACCAUGCAGCGUCUUAUCACUUACAGACUGCAGAUGCAAGGACAUCCAGCUUUCCAUGCUGCACCGCCCACAGUCACGCUCGUCUCCCGUUUUCCGCAUGAGGCGUUUAACUGUUUGGUUCACGUCGCCAUUAAACACAGCACGUCUCCUCAACAACUCGGAGGUGAGGCACCUCACCCUGAUUCAUUGUUGCCCUGGAGGAUCUAGAGAAGCACCUUUUUCCCUGGAGGGACAUUUUGCUGUGCAGCACCUGGAGAGGCUGACGGUGGUGAACUGUCCAGACGCAAACAGAGCCAAGAACACAGCCUCAAACAAUGGCCCAGGCAGGGAUGAUGGUGCUCACCUUGACACAAAUACAUUCAACAGGGAUGAAGACACAAACCUGGACCUGAUUGUGGACAUGGAGAGAGAUUCCUUGGCUUUGUCCUCACCCCAGAUCCAAGACAUCUUCCUGGGCAGGGAGCUGGGAGCCGCGUUUUACGAACAGGCCAGACUGGGAAUCAUCCACAGCUCUGUGCUGGAGUGGGGAGCAGUAAUCAAAGCCUACACAGUUCAAACACACAUAGACAAUGACGGCAUGCUGCCUUUCCCUGACCUCCACCUGCCAAAAUUACCAGAGACAUCUGUCAUUUAUGUCAGCUUUGUAUACUGAUGCCAGGUUACUGUUGAGGCGUGCAGGAGAGAACAACGGGACGCAAAUGAUCCAGUGUUCGGGUCCUGUAAACAAUCUCUUUCUUGCUCACCAGAGAUAAAUACGUUUAGGAAUCUGGGGUCUUUCUUGUUGCCGGCCUAUGGCUAUGAUUUACAUGGAUAACUGGAUAACUCGAAAGAAAACACAUUUUUGCACAAAUGCAAAACUAAAUUAGAUUUGUCUUGUCCAAUAGCUGCUCAGCUGUUUAUCAGCAUGUUAGAAGAAAAUAGAUCAACUAAUGAGAGAUCCUCUUAGGGACCAGAAUAGCCUGCAAACCUCUCCAUCUGACGUGUCCUUUGUUUCUAAAUGUUGUUUAUCCUUAUCCCCAAAAUAAAUUGACAGUGGUGGUUGGAUGGCUUUAGUCAAACAUUUAUACUUAUUGUGUUUUUUCCUGUCUACCACAAAUGUGUGUUUACAACAAUAUAGUGCAUUCCACAGAAGCUCUGAUGCGGUUGCCGAAUUCACACUGAAUACAAAGUUGGUGACUGUCGGAUUUUGUGAAAAACAAAAGGGUUUCCUUGUAGGCCAAAAUGUCAUCAUUUGAGGGAAGACGAUGAGCUAAUUUGGACUUCAGCGCAGCUCUACUUGACCCUGACCACGGACCUCUGAUCCUGUUGUGAAAGGAAACAGAGACUUUCUCCUCUGGGAAUCAUUGUAAAAUGGGAAAUGCAUGUGUGCUUCCAGAAUUAAACCACAAGAUGGUAGCAGAUACGCUUGAGUCAAAGAGGAAGAAGCCUAGUGAAGUAUUGAGCAAGGACUGAGAGUAGCAUCCUGAGAGUUUUUAAAGUAUACGACACUUAAAAGCACUUUAAAAACUUGUGAGGAAUGUUGUUUGUUGAGGUACACUGCGAAGAGUGAAACAAGUAUGGCAUGAUAUUUAUUUGUUUACAAAAUAUGAAAUAACCAAUGUCAUCUCUUCCAUUGUUUACAACAAACAGCAGAAAUACAUUAUUUACUCAUCA